CCCCCGCCGGGCCGCGCUGAUGGGCGGUGGCAGAGGAGGAGCCGCCGGGACCAGCGCUCCGCCUGGCGGGGCCGGGCCGGGCCAAGACGGGGCUGCGGGGAGAAGCAGACAAAGGUGGCCGGAGCGGGACCGGGAGCGGGACCGGGAGCGGGGUCAGGAGCGGGAAGCGGGAGCCGGAGGACGCCGCAGCCGAGCGGGGUCGAGCGGGGCUGAGCGAAGCCGGAGCGGGGCCGCCCGCGGCCAGGAGGGAAGUCCUCCGCUCCCGACCGCCCCAAGACGUUUGGGACCCCUAAGAGGUCCCCUUGCUGCCUGGAGAGGGAAGAGAGCUGCUCCCCGGCGUUGGGCACCCCCAGAGCCUCUGUCUCAUUUCCUUGAACCCUGAGAGAAGGAAAAUACCAAGCCCAUUGCGGGUCCUUGUGCUCCGCAGGCUGGUGCGAUCCGACAAACUCAGAGCCAUUUCAGUGCUGGAGCCAGUGACCGAGGUGGAGACAUCACGGUGCUGGCACCCACGAUCACAUUACACCCCUGGACCCCACAGCAUCCACAGCCACCCUCACGUUACUGAUGCUGAAGACUGGUGCUGGAGUGCAGGGUGUGCAGCCAUGAAGCUGAAUGAGAGGAGCUUGGCCUUUUACGCCACCUGUGACUCCCCAGCUGACAACACUGGCUUCCUCUACAAGCGUGGGGAGCGGCACACGGCAUACCACCGGCGGUGGUUCGUGCUGAAGGGCAACAUGCUCUUCUACUUCGAGGAGCGGGAGAGCCGGGAGCCGGUGGGUGUCAUCGUGCUGGAAGGCUGCAACGUGGAGCUCUGCGAUUCGGCCGAGAAUUUCGCCUUUGCCAUCCGCUUCAGCGGUGCCAAGUGUCGCACCUACGUGCUGGCAGCCGAGAGCCAGGCUGCCAUGGAGUCGUGGGUGAAGUCACUCUCGCGAGCCAGCUUCGACUACCUGCGCCUCGUGGUGCGGGAGCUGGAGAAGCAGCUGGAGGAGAUGCGCUGGGGGCUGUCCAGUGGAUAUGGGGGCUGCCAAGGGCCAUCUGGCUCCUGGAAGCUGAAGUCCUCAGUGCUGGAACAGUCACCAGAGCGCCUGCUGGCUCUGCCUGCUGUUCUGCCAAAGGAGAAUGGCUGUGCAGUGUGGAACAACACGCCGGGAGUGUGCCAGCCACCCAACACUUCUGGCUGCAAUGAGUGUGAUGAUGAAGGGAACCCACGGCCACCACCACUGCCACCACGCAGGCGAGCAUCAAGCAGUGAGGUGGGCAGCAGUAGGGCAUCUGGAGCAGAGACCCUGUCCACCUUCUGCCAGCUCCAUGAGCAGUAUGGACGGGAGGUGGCCCAGCUGCGGCAGAACUGGCUGGAGAGGAAGCACGGUCCCCAACCCUGAGAGAUGGCUGAGCUGUGGUGACCCACUUCAACUUGUGGCAGGGAGGAGGUGAUCAUCUUCGGUGCCACCCUGGUUCACUCCUCUCCCAAGGAUGUGUAACCUAGUCUGUGGUGGUGAUGGACACCUGCUGAUGGUGCCACCAAGGGGCACUAGUGCUGCUCUGUGACAGCAAAGCACCAGCCCAGCAUCCAUGGCAGCUGGACUCGAUGUAUUGUCAGCCAAAUGUGAAGCCACCAAGCUCUCAGGGUUUCUAGGCUCUCAGGCAUCUCAUGCCAGGCAAUGGGUGCUCCCUGAAGGGAUGCACCCCUCCAUCUGUACCUGGGCAUGGGUGCAGGGUGGUCCACCCAAUGCAAAUGAACUAGAAACUACUCACUGACUUAUGCCUCCUGAGAAUCAACCGUUGCACAGGAUCUGGUGGGGCCUCUUGAUGCUCUCACAUUGUAAUCAUGCACUGACAAUGCUUUUGGAUGAGGAUUUGGAUGAGAUCUCACUGUCCUGAGCCCCUGAGUGAGUGUUUCACGUCCAGGGAGCCUGCUACCUUCUUUCUCCACUGCCCGGCUCAAGCAACUGGCUGAGGUCAGCCAAGCUCUGCAGAUCCCUCUGCUCUGGUAGGAUGUGGUUUGAAAAUUAAGUAUCAGCAAGCACAGCCCUUCCUUAACAGCAGUAGCACCAUGCCCCUGGCUGUCCCUGGAACUGGUGGCACCCAGACCUGGGCAUUUCACAUUACUUGUGGCCAAUCUGUUGAGGCUGGGUAGGGUCAGAUCUGAGGGGAACAUAGUGGCCAUGGACAGCACCUUGCUGGGCACAUAUUUUGGGGAGGGCAUCAUCCCUGGGCUGUCUCACAAAAGGGAAGCAUCACUCAUGGAACAGGAACAUGUGCGUCAGCGCAGAGGGUGUUGAAUGAUUCAUGUGCUGAAGCGGAGCAAAGCUGGUGUCUCAUGCAGAUGUUUCUCUUUUGUCUCCCUAAUGGACUGUAUGGACACUAAAGCUGCUGGCCUGGAGGUGGGGUGACCCAGCCUGGUCUGGGAGCAGCAGUCAGGGUGCCCAGGUUUGUGCUGGGUAGCUCCAGUUCCCUUUACCCCCUUGGGACAGGCACAAGAUUUUGCUGCAAUAAAAGUUGUCUCAGAAAUUCCUUCCCA
Messenger RNA from Pogoniulus pusillus (Red-fronted tinkerbird), 2521 nucleotides. RefSeq names its product PH domain containing endocytic trafficking adaptor 1 (gene PHETA1). The record is from RefSeq and is a predicted model, not a curated record. Gene Ontology annotation, cellular component: recycling endosome; early endosome; trans-Golgi network. The transcript has 2 exons. The coding region runs from base 603 to 1382 and encodes 259 amino acids. Gene Ontology annotation, biological process: receptor recycling; endosome organization; retrograde transport, endosome to Golgi. NCBI's taxonomy places the organism in Eukaryota, Metazoa, Chordata, Aves, Piciformes, Lybiidae.